This is a messenger RNA of Ipomoea triloba (trilobed morning glory), 2211 nucleotides long. Its product is annotated as BAG family molecular chaperone regulator 5, mitochondrial. Gene Ontology annotation, cellular component: plasmodesma. Bases 87 to 692 code for a protein of 201 amino acids. Lineage: Eukaryota; Viridiplantae; Streptophyta; Magnoliopsida; Solanales; Convolvulaceae. The transcript is spliced from 3 exons. The record is from RefSeq and is a predicted model, not a curated record. Gene Ontology annotation, biological process: protein folding. Gene Ontology annotation, molecular function: protein-folding chaperone binding.
CAACCUUCUUUUACCGUUCACGCGCUCCGCCGUGUCCACAGCUCACAUCCACGCUCCACCACCGACGCCGCCGUGUUCUCUUCCCAAUGAGAGGUGCCUUCUUCUUCUCUUCUCCCACAACCACCACUACAGUCACUCACACUUUCCACAAUGACCAUCCUACCCAGCUUUCCGAACACACUUCCUUCCAGAUUCCCGUCCAGUCCCCGUCCGAUGAUCAAGAAUCCGCCGCUGCAGCCGUUACGAUACAGUCGGCUUACCGCUCUCACGUCGUCCGCAAGCUCGUCAAGAAGAUCUCGGCCGUCAAUCGCGAAGCUAACUAUCUCCAACGCCUCAUCCAACUCCAGGAGACGGUUGAUGCUGUGAGAAGCAACGAGCGGGAGAGGAUCAGAAUCAACGAAGCAUUGAUGGAAUUACUGUUCAGAUUAGACUCUGUCCCCGGUUUUGAUCCAACGGUCAGGGACUUGAGGCGACACGUUAGCCGUAGGAUUGUAGGGUUGCAGGAGAUACUGGAUGCGGUUUCGGAUGCCAAAGUGGAAAGCUGGGACGGUUUCAUGAGGGACUGGGAUGAUGUUCUCGAGAAGAUCGAGAGCGAAGUGUGCAAGGAAAGAGGGAAUGGAGAUCUGGAGAGGUUUUGUGCUGAGCAUUUGGGAUUUCGAUGCCUUCAACAGUUUCUUCGUGACCAGUGGUGAUAACUGAUAAGUGUAAUGGUGCUCUAUCUCUCUAUAUAUGCACAACACUUCUUAUAGAUCCACUACCAGAACUAAACUGCCUUGCUUUCUGUAUAUAUAAAAGACAAAUGUUACACUGCAAAAAAAAUAGAAUUCUGAGUAGAUUUGCCUUAUGGCCUGGAUAUCAUUUUGCUUUUAUUCCACUCUAAGUUGCCUGGAACAGUGACAUAUAUAUACAUUAAUUUUGUCAAUUCCCCAGUUGGAAUACUUUGUUUCAUUUUUGUAAUGUUCUGUAAGGCUAUGAGCCUUCUGAUUUGAGAGAAUUAAUUUUCUGAACUCUGAAUUCUGAAUGAAGAUUGGCAGCUGGAAAUGGUUGCCAGAACAACAUCAAAUUAUAGUCCAAGGUAAGUAAUCAAUAAAACUGAUCGGAAAAAGUACUCUUUGUUGUACGUGUUAUGCAAACCAAAGCUCUUGGUAGUUAUUGGGUGGUUUGGCAAUUAGCUGAUUAGUUGAUUGUGUUAGUUGUUUUGACUAGCUGAUAGUCAUAGAUUCGUUUUCAAGCUGCUUAUUAAUAUUCUCGUUUCUGAUUUAGUCUUCUAGAUAACUAGAUUAGCUGAUAUUGGAUUUCCUGAAGAUUGUUUUGUUCAUUAUUGUGGACAUAUUUGAUAUUUUUUGUGUGCAGAACGAAGAUGAUUAGUCUCUCUCAUGCACACACAGACACAACAGAUAUAUGCCAAAUUGUCAAAAGCCUUGUGGUUGAGUUGUAUAAGUUUGCGACGUUAGGUAAGAGUAACAGAUUUUAUCCGCAACCCCUUCAAAUGUAUCAAAAAAGACACCACACACAUAUAUAUAUAUCAUGCAGUGCAGGACAGCAGAAUCCAGAAACUGAUAUGGACAUUAUAUUGAAAAAAGGAGUGUUGAAGCACCAGUUCUGAUUCAUGAAUAUUAACUGAGAUCUUGGAUAAACCAAGUAGCUAGCAGGUAGACCUCUGUUUCAGGCAGAACAGCUGCAUUUGCAUGGAGACAAGCAGUUCUUGCAAUCAGACAACCUUGGAUAGCCGCCAUUGCAGUCGCAUUUCUUGCUGCACUUGGAGCGCGAGGAGCCACCCCACAGACACUGAGCCAUGCAACACAUGAUGGUUGAACAUUUUGGGCAAUCUUUCAUGGUGUGCUUAACUAUGCAGUCCCGGCAUCCCCCGCUAUCUGUAUCACAGGCUGAAGAAAGGGAUGGCAUCUCCCAUAGCAUCAGCAGUAUCAGAGUGCACGCAAAGAUCAACUGAGGUAAAGAUUCAACUAUUCAGAACCGUUGGAUUAGAGUGUGAUGGUUCAAAGGUUUUGACUUCAGUUCAUGAGUCUGUGUAGGCAUUAAAUCCCCCAUUAAUGUGGUUGCUUCUCUUUUAUCUUGAAGUUGGCUAUGCCUUGGGUUGCUCAAUUUCUCAUCUCCUCGUUAUGUCCCAAUUCAUAAACUUUUCCUUCCACCCACCUUCUUGUCAAAACUAAUGUGUUUGAGCUGUCAUAUGAAGUCUCUUGUCAUUUAUUA